UUAAAAUGUAUUAAACUGUCUAGAAGGCGUUUCCGCUCCUGGCUUGGUGUACUUCCGCUUGUUGCGGAUCCGGAACGCCUCUCGAAAACGUCUAGAAAGUUGUUUUUAAUACGUAAUUAUCUUUCCGUAAUCUGCUUUUAACCCAUUUCUUGGGGAGCACUGAGCUGCCACUCGGGGAGCAUACAUACUAACACGCUCAGGGACCUGGUGUGGCAGUAUGGGAUUAGAACCGGAGACCUUGCAGCCUUCCCAGGAAGCAAACGCAUCGCUUUAACCACUAGGACGUGAGGUCUGUAACCUCUAAAUAUUUCUGGGCUAUUUUGCUGCACAGAAAGUAACUCACAUUCAUUAGUAAUCUGGACUAUUAGCCUCCGGGGAGCUAACGCUGCUAACAACAGAGACGUAAUCAGUGUUUAUUACGUUGGAAGCUUUUUUAUGGUUCAGAGCUACAAGACGAGCCCAGACUCCGAGUUAAUCAGAAUGUGUGAGGAAGACUCCAUCCUCUGUGGACACCUCCUCUAACCUUGUUGUCCAGCUGAGGACCGAGAGACUGGGGACAGUUCCAGAGAGGACACAGAGCUGCUGACCAAGAUGCUGAUUUGUGUCUGAUUCCAGUUUCAAGCAGCAGAAAAUCAGAAAAUACAGGUUAAAUGACUGAAACCUUGAUCUACCAGAACAGGUGAAGGUUCCUGACCAGGAUUGUGAAAAGGAGAAUCCCAGGUUUACAGAGGAUGUCUGAGAUGAUGAAGGUUGAAGCAGAGGAGCCUGGACUAUGUCUGGCGUCCUCCAUACCUGCAGCGUCCUCAUCAGAACUGGAGCAGAAACAAGACAACAAAGAUCCCAUCCAUCAGGUUUUGGUGAUAAAAGAAGAGGUUCCCCAUGACUGGAGCUCCAGUUUGGACCAACUGGAAACAGAAACCUCCCACAUAAAGGAUGAAGAGCAGGAACAGUGGAUCAGUCAGGAGGAAGAGCAGCGUACUGUGAAGAUUGAAGAUGAAGAGAAACCUCAGUUAUCAGAGCUUCAUCACUUAAAAUCUGAACACAGAGAGAUAGAAGCUCCAACCACCAGCAGCUCAACUGAACAGAAGGAAACAGAACCUGACAGAAAGGACCGGGGAGGACCAAAACCAGGCAGGAAAUUAGUUUCAGUACGUGUUUCUAAUCAACCCAAGUUGAUUGCUCCAAAAAUAUGUAAACCAUAUGAACUGUGUUCCGCAGUUACAUCUCAGAUUGGAGUAAAAACUAAAGAGAAACCAUUCGGUUGCACUGUUUGUGACAAAAGAUUUAAACGUAAGCAUUCCGUCAAAGUACACAUGAUGGUUCACACUGGAAAUGUGAAACAUAUUUGUGAUCUUUGUGGUAAAACAUUUAGAGUAAAGAUUUCCCUUCAGACACAUAUGAGAGUGCACAAUGGAGAAAAACCAUUUGCUUGUGAUAUUUGCUCUAAAAGGUUUUAUGCAAAGGCAUAUCUUAAACUUCACAUGAAACUCCAUUCUGUAGAAACCCCUUUUUCCUGUGAUGUUUGUGGUUCACAAUUUAAGCUUAAGAAAAGGCUUGAUGAACACAUGAGGAAACACAAAGGAGAGAAACCAUAUUUUUGUCAUGUUUGCAGUAAAGCAUUUGCAGUAAAAGAUCAUUUAAAGAAUCAUAUGCGUGUUCACACAGGGGAAAAACCAUUUACAUGUCUUGUUUGUGGUAAAACAUUUACCCAAUCUGGAGGACUAAAAAAGCACAUAGCUGUUCACGCCAAACAGUUUAGUUGUAGUGAGUGUGGCAAAUGUUUUGUAAAGCGAAUAUCAUUGGAACGACACAUGAGACUUCACUCUGAGGAGAGGCCAUUUGGUUGUGAUGUCUGUAAAAGCAGAUUUAAACACAAGUGUCACCUUGAAAUCCACAUGAAAAUCCAUUCAGGGGAGUAACCAUCGCUGUGUAGUGUUUCCUGUGAAGCAUUUGCACAACAUGGAGUUCUGCCGAAACAUAUAAAUUCAAUUCAGUUUUAUUUAUAUAGCACCAGUUCACAACACAUGUCAUCGCAGGGCACUUUACAACGUCAAAUUAAAUCGAAUCACACAGAUUGGUCAAAAAGUUUCCUAUCUAAGUAAAUCCAGCAGAUUGCAUCGGGCCUAAGACAAGCGGCAUUCACGCCUCUUGAAAGAGCGUAGAGCCACUGUGUACAAUUGAAAGAUUUUAUCUUGUCUGUAAUAAUUUUGCUCUAAUUUAAAAUAAAUGAGUAAAUUUCCAUCUGCACGAAACAAAUCUUUUUUUAAAUGGGGUGGGGGAAGGGGGACUGCACACAAUCAGUACAUGGGCAGCACUUUGAACAUGCCUGAUUUAAAUGGUCAUGAAGGAUGCUACUAAUAAUUAUGACAAUAGGCCAGGGCUGAGCAAUAUAACAAAAAAUCAGUAUUUUUGAGUAUAAAAUUAUGAUUUAAUUUUUGAUAUACUUAAUCAAGUUUGCACCAUUUUGCCGGGUUGUGUCAAGCACAUCAGACAUGUAAGAAAUAUGAUGCCAGUCGUUAGACAUGAAGCUAGUUGUUAUAUUUUCCAUCAAUCCAUCACACACUCAGCAACAUGCUCAUAAUGUCUUUUGUAUGAAACCGUAUCUGUCAAGUGUCCUGAUGCAUCAUAAUAAUCCAGGUAGAAAAAAAACAAACUACUCUGAUCUAGCUGCUGAAAAGAGAUCCAGAAAUCCAGGAGCCUGCUAUUGCCUGUAUUCUGUACCACAGACUGUCGGAGGCCACCCCGAGUCUAUAUGGUUUAACUAAAAUUCACAAACUAGAUGACAUACCUGUAAGCCCAUCUUUAGCAUAAUUAGGCGACUGCCAUGCAAAUGCAUGGGCAGUGCCUAUUACUAUGCACCUAAUAAGGGUUUUCACGGAUAAUACAGCCCGAACU
Messenger RNA from Fundulus heteroclitus (mummichog), 2895 nucleotides. RefSeq names its product zinc finger protein OZF-like. Gene Ontology annotation, molecular function: DNA-binding transcription factor activity; RNA polymerase II cis-regulatory region sequence-specific DNA binding. The transcript has 3 exons. NCBI's taxonomy places the organism in Eukaryota, Metazoa, Chordata, Actinopteri, Cyprinodontiformes, Fundulidae. Gene Ontology annotation, biological process: regulation of transcription by RNA polymerase II. The coding region runs from base 732 to 1919 and encodes 395 amino acids. The record is from RefSeq and is a predicted model, not a curated record.